UCCCGCCCCGCUGACGUCACUGCGCGCGCGCCGGAGAGCGCCGCGAUGGCGCCGAGCGGCGAUGGCGGCGGCGGCGGUGCCGAAGCGCUGUCGGUUCCCGGCGGAGUCCGGAGGGCGCGGCAGCUGCUGCACAUGAGCGUCCUCGCCCAGAGCCCCUCGCCCUGCGGCCGCUUCCUCGCCGCGGGCAACAACUACGGCGAAGUGGCCGUGUUCAGCCUCUCGGCCGCCCUCAGCGCGGAAGCCAAGGAGGAGAGCAAACGUCCGCAGGGGCUGCUGCAGGCCCAUUCCGGCCCCGUUUACGCCCUGGCCUCCACGGAGCGGCUCCUGCUCAGCGCCAGCGACGGCGAAGUCAAGGCCUGGGCCUGGUCCGAGCUGGGCAAGAAGGGUUGCCGGGAGCUCUGGACCCGCCGCCCCCCCUGCAGGAGCAGCCUGGAGGUGCCCGAGGUCAACGCCCUGGAGGUCGGCGCCAGGGAGUCGCUGGUGCUGGCGGGGGGCGACGGCGCCGUCCGCGUCCUCGACCUGGAGACGGGGACCUUCACCCACGAGCUGAGGGGACACCAGGACUACGUCCACUGUCUGGCGCUGAGGGGACCCCACCAGUGUCUGUCGGGGGGCGAGGACGGCACCGUGCGACUUUGGGAUCUGCGCAGUGGCUCUCAAGUUCAGGUCAUUGAGGUGCACAAAUACCCGGAAUGCAGCCGCCCCCAGUACGGCAAAUGGAUUCGCUGUUUGGCCACCGAUUCCGACUGGAUGGUGUGCGGGGGGGGCCCCGCGUUGACGCUGUGGCACCUGCGCUCCGUCACCCCCACCACCGUCUUCCCGCUGCCGCCGUGCCAGCACCACGUGCUCUUCCACCAGGACCUGGUUCUGGCGGGGGGUCCAGGCCCGGCCCUGCAUCAGCUACAGCUCAGCGGAGACCUCCGAGCGCGCGUUCCCUGUUCACCGCCGGCCCUGCGCUGCCUCUGCCUCCACCAACGCUCCCCCGAGCACCGCGUGCUGACGGUGGGUGGGAACAGCCCCAAGAUCGAUGUCUUCACCAAUCUCGGUUAUCGCGCCUUCUCCCUCGCCUUCGCCUGAGCGCACCCCAAAACCCCCCCGGGACCCCCAAAAUCCCCCUCAGGACCCCCAAAUUCCCCCCGGGACCCCCAAAUUCCCCCCAAGAUCCCCAAAUCCCCUCCAAGACCCCCAAAAUCCCCCCAAAGAUACCCA
Cuculus canorus (common cuckoo) is the source of this 1209-nucleotide messenger RNA. It is a transcript of the gene THOC6, whose product is annotated as THO complex subunit 6. Bases 46 to 1077 code for a protein of 343 amino acids. The record is from RefSeq and is a predicted model, not a curated record. The transcript is spliced from 12 exons. Gene Ontology annotation, molecular function: protein binding. Gene Ontology annotation, biological process: mRNA export from nucleus. NCBI's taxonomy places the organism in Eukaryota, Metazoa, Chordata, Aves, Cuculiformes, Cuculidae. Gene Ontology annotation, cellular component: transcription export complex; THO complex.